AUGUCUAAGAUCCAGAACACAUCCAGGCCUCGUCAGCCGAAGCUAAGAGCCUCUUGUGACGGUUGUUUUCUUGCAAAGGUCAAAUGCAGCAAGGACCGCCCCAUAUGUUCUCGAUGCCUAACGACGGGCGCAGAAUGUGGUUAUAGCCCAUCAUGUCGCACAGGGAAGCCUAAGACAACCAGUCUUCCAACAGAACAGAUUCACGUCAGAUCAGAUGGAUCGCCGCAGGCCCCUUUCUCUGAGAUAUAUGAAGAUUCAACGACCACAUACACAUCCCUCAAUACUGAGGAUGCAUAUUCUUGUGAUUCCCCCCCAUACGGCAUCCAUCCCAGUUGGCCUGUGCUGCAGAGUGAGGGGAGUGAGGGACUUCAACGCCAAUCAGUCUCUUCGAGUACACCCUCGAUGGUGCGAGAUGAGGGCACGCCUGAAUCGGGAGGUGGAGGGGCCAACCCAGAAUCGUUUGAUUCCCCUUAUUUAUGGAAUUCGAGCGUACGAGCAACGCCAACUAGCAAUCAAGGUUUUCCGCCGCCACCAAGGUCAAAGUCAAUGGUUGAGGUCUCGAUGUUUCCAUCCCUAGAACCCUGGUUUGAGAGCCAAAAUGAGAUGUUCUUGUUUGGCCCACAUUCAGGGGUAGGUUCACAGAAACAUAUUUACAUGCCCACCGCCGUGGUAGAUAAUUCGGCCAUUUGCGAAUGUUUUAACAUCCUGCUGCAGGCGUUGCAAGCUCUUCACAACCACACCAAUAUUACCACUCCCUCACCUUCGUUCGAUGUUGUCUUGACCGUCAAUCGCCGUGCGGUUGACGGCUGCGCGAUGAUGCUGGAUUGCGGCAAGUGUGUCAACGGAGGUAACUCCAACACGGCGAUGAUGCUGCUGGCAACGAUCAUAGGAAAGGUUAUGUCAUUCUAUCGCGCAGCCUCACAAAACUACUUUGGUUUUACCCCGCAAUCACAUUAUCAGCCGCAGCCGCUCCCGCUCACCUUUGGAACGUACAAGAUUGCUGAAGAAGACGGACGUUGGCUAGAAAUGGAGAUCUUGCUACGGGAAUUAAGGAAAUUAGAAGGAGUUCUAGCCAAGUUUCAGGACGUUACUAAGAAAGAUGAGAUGGCGGAGCUUGGCGGUGUCCAGGCUGCUGUCAUUGGCUAUCUAAGGCAUAGCCUGAGCGUUAUUUUUGGAGUUCUUAAUAUGCGACGGGGUGUGCAGCACAAUUCCCGUGUUUGA
Venustampulla echinocandica is the source of this 1221-nucleotide messenger RNA. RefSeq lists its product as uncharacterized. The record is from RefSeq and is a predicted model, not a curated record. Lineage: Eukaryota; Fungi; Ascomycota; Leotiomycetes; Helotiales; Pleuroascaceae. The transcript has a single exon. The coding region runs from base 1 to 1221 and encodes 406 amino acids. Gene Ontology annotation, biological process: regulation of DNA-templated transcription; aflatoxin biosynthetic process. Gene Ontology annotation, cellular component: nucleus. Gene Ontology annotation, molecular function: zinc ion binding; DNA-binding transcription factor activity, RNA polymerase II-specific; DNA binding.